GGCCGGCUGGGGGGGCGUGGCUCGCGUGACGUCAGCAUGGGCAUGAAUGAACAGGGCGAGAACUUUCCCACCGGCUCCCAUUGAGCUUUCCGGAGCUGCGGAGGCGACACGGCUUCUGCCCAGGCGCUUCCUCGACGGCGGCAGCGAAGCGAGCAGCCAGCCAGCCAGGCAGGAAGGCGCUGCUCCGGGCACAGCAUGGGCAGCCUCCGUGGGGCCGGCGCCCCUCUCCUCGUCCCCUUCUUCCUCCUGCUCCAGGCGGCGCUCCAGGGCGCCCAGACCCGCGAAGGUGAGAAGCUUCCCCUCCCGGCCCGGGACUCUCGUUCUCUCGCUCCCCCGACGCCGCGCUCCGACCAGCCGGCUUGAGCGCCGACGGAGAGCCGCGCCGGGGAAGGGGAAACGCGCACGGCUGCCUGCCCUUCCCGGACCCCGAGACGGAGCGGGACAGACUGCCUCUUGGGGGCUGGCGGGCUGGGGGUCGCUUCUGCUCACCGGCAUGGCAAAAAAAGGAAAAGUUUUUUCUCGCUUUGGCGAACUCCGGUGCCCCCUGCCCUUCCCAAAGUCGGUGCGUAGACGGUGCGGGUCCUUCUGUGCGCGUAUUUUAAACUCCAGGUGCGGAUUGAAAUCUCCAGCGAGGGACGGGCAAGAAGAAGAGGGGCGCGUCCGUAGGGGGGGGGGCCGAAGCGAGGGGGCUGCCGGCUGGUUUGGAGAGGCGACCAGGCCGCCGCUGGGUUUCAGAGCAGCGGAGGGGAAAAGAAACGUUUCGCACCGCACAAAGCUAAUGGAUGGAUUUCCUCACCAAAGGGGCUGUGUAGACCCGGCACCUUGUGGUAAUGGAGGAGCGUAGGUCUAGCGAUGCCUAAGCAGAACCUCCCGGUUCGAAGGCAGUCGACCUGCAAGUUCUCCGUGCUGGGAAACUAGCAGUGGGAAAGGGUCUGUUGUGCCUUUAUGCCCUCUUUGGGGGCUUCUACCUGGCUGUCCUGCUCGGGAACAGGAUACUGGGUGAGGUGGGCCUUGGAUCGGUCUUUUUCCUGCGGUCCGUUGUUCGGCCUCCUGGGAUGCGCCCCGCGUUUGAGGAAUGGGGCGCUGGCAACCUCUUUCCUCCACGGGUUCGAGCGGCUUAAGCAGAAUGCGGCCUUUGGAGUCUUGAAUAGCUUAUUAAACAGGCGCAAAUUGUUGCAGGACAUUUUAAAAAUUCCUGCGUUGGAUCAAUAGAUAGAUCUUCAUUUUUUCUAAAGAGUUCCGACUUAUUCCUUGGAGUGUUAGGUAUUGGCUUUGGGCAGGCGCUUAUUUCUGCCUUGCGAGAUCAAGUAAGCGCACAUGGAUGGACAGGGAAGAGGCUUGUGUCUGAAGAAGAGUUCUGUGGAACGCAGAAGUUUGCAUACGCCUCUGCUCCCGGCCUUUGGGACUAAGCACUUGAUUUCUCCCAAAUAGGAAAUAGUACUUCCCACUGGCUACAAGGCAGGAGAGCAAGGUUCCGAUCCUGGGCCCUGCUGGUAACAUUCUGGGAAAUGCAGUGAUUCACACUCCUUGCUUACACAACUGGGCCUCCACUGCUGUGGCAGGGAUGGUUCAUGCCAGGUUGGGCAAGGGAGGCAAAUAUUCUGGUUGCCACAAGAGAAGGGUGGGUCAGGGAGGGGCGCUGAAUCAACACCAGGAGAUUGAUCACCCACAGUCUCCACUUUUUUUCAGGGUGGUGUGGGAAGCAGGGGCAGAUUUCCUCUUAGAGAGAGAUUUGGGGUUGCGUGUAUGGGAAGCCAUUUCCAUUUCCUUUACUCUGAUUUCUGCCACACUGGAAAUUAGGCGAAUGCUUGGUGUCUUCACCGUUGCUCCAACUCUCUUAUGCAGUUGGUAGCUCUGAACUCUGCACCCUUUUGAGCAGAAUCUGGGAAUUCAGGAAUAUUUGAGCCUGGGACUAUACAUUUGACAUUUGGAACUUCAGGUUUCAAGGGGCUAAUCUGGAACCUGGUGCUGGUGUGUUCUUGAAGGUCCUUGAAAUGUGUUGGACCAGUCUUUGGGCCUAUCCUGCGCUUGACCCAGCACCACAGUGGGGGGCAAGCCAGCAGCAAAAUUCCUUCCAGGUUAAGCCCUUCCGUGGAACAAGCCCAGACUUGCCCACAGGUGUGUACUUUUUCUGCCUGAAAGCCAGGAUUUAAAUAUUUGGCCCCAGGGGAUCACCCCAGAGCAUAUUUUCAGUGGUAAGUCUUGUCUCUGGAAUGUGUGGAGCCCUGUUAGUCCUUGGAGCAUGUACAGAGGGCUUUUCCUAAUCUCUUUAGUCACUACAACCUGAUCUGGUAUUAUGGGGCUGAGCUCCGGGGAAGCCAUGGGGUUAACUGCCCCUGAUCUGGUGCUCUCCUGCUGGCAUGCACUACAACUCCCAGCAGAGCUGAUGGGAGCCGUAGUCCAAAACAUCUGGAGGGCACCAGAUGAGGGAAGGCUGCCCUGAGAAGCAAGAAGGGCUUCUGGGACAGGGCUGGGGAUGAACCUGUGGCUGUCUGGAUACUGGUAGCCAGUGGUGAGGGAUUGUGGGAGUUGUAGUCUAGGUACAUGUGGCAGGGCACAGGAUCCCCAGCCUUGGCUUAUAUGACCAACCAUUCCAGUCCUGGUCUCUGGAUAUAUGUCACCCCUUUUCAUGAAGAGACCACACGAUUUUUGCUCUCCUUCCUAAAUUGUUCUUCCCAGGGAAGGGUCGUAGCUCAGUGGCAGAGCAUAUGUUUGGCAUGCAAAAGGUGCUGGGUUCCUGGCAGCAUCUCCAGCUAGGGCUGAGCAAGAGUCCCAGCCUGAAACCCUAGAGGGCCAUUGUCAGUGUAGACAACACUGAGCAAGAUGGACCCGAAUUCCAACCUCCUUUAAGGUAGCUUCCUGUGUUUUCUACAAACUCUUGUGUUUAUCACCCGCUCCCCUUUUAAAAGACCUGGCAGCAUGCACUACCUUUCUUCACACCUGGGCAGAGCGAAGUGGGAGGAAGCAGCAACAGUGAUAUUUAGAGCAGAACUCUGGAGAAUGUAGCGCAGGGUACUUUAAGUCCCCAAAAUGCAAAGUUCAGAACCGGGGUGGGUGGGAGCCGUGAAGAAGAAGAGGAGUUUGGAUUUGAUAUCCUGCUUUAUCAGUCAAUCAAUCAAUCUUUAUUACGGUCCAGAGACCCAACAAAUCAUUACAAAUCAAUACACAAUUCAUACAGCCUACCUCCAGGUUACUUUAUCACUACCCUAAGGAAUCUCAAUAGGGACGCGGGUGGCGCUGUGGGUUAAACCACAGAGCCUAGGACUUGCCGAUCAGAAGGUUGGUGGUUCAAAUCCCUGCGACGGGGUGAGCUCCUGUUGCUCGGUCCCUGCUCCUGCCCACCUAGCAGUUCGAAAGCACAUCAAAGUGCAAGUAGAUAAAUAGGUACCGCUCCGGUGGGAAGGUAAACGGCGUUUCCGUGCGCUGCUCUGGUUCUCCGAAAGCGGCUUAGUCAUGCUGGCCACAUUACCGGAGCUGUACACCGGCUCCCUCAGCCAAUAAAGUGAGAUGAGCGCUGCAACCUAAUGGUCAGGGGUCCCUUUACCUUUAAGGAGUCUCAAAGUGGCUCAUGUCUUGGAGGAGUCCCUGUUUACUGGACAGAUCCCUCCUAGGCUCCCUCCCUGGAGUUAUUAGAGCCCAGCUGGCCAUCAUUGGGGAACCCAGGCAGAAUCCCUGGGGAGAUGGAGAAGGGGAAGCAGUUCCUUUUGGCUUGGGCAGGGAGCACUUUGGAGCUUCUGCACAAGGUAUUUUCCAUGCUCCCUGGUGGACCUGCUCUUUAGUAAAUAGUAAUAAGCCCCCCACCCAGCUGGAACAUCUAAAAAGGAAGUACAGCAUAACAUGGCAUGGGGUUGAUGGGUGUGUGUGCGCAGGGGGGGCGGGAAUUGAAUGGCAUAUGGCUUCAAAACCCAGCAGCAUGUUUGGUCAACUACCUGGAGCCACAUUUUUCCCAUUUGGGCCCUGCUGGUUGGUACAGUGGAACCUUGGUUUUUGAACUUACCAGUAAUCUGUUCCAGAAGACCGUUUGGCUUCCAAAAAGUUUGAAAAUCGAGGAUCCAUGGGCUGGCUGCAAAGUCAAUGGGGGAAAAUGAAAAACACAGCUCAGAAGCCAUUUGGCUUCCGAAAAUCAUUCAAAAACCGGAACGGUUACGUCAGGGUUUUUGUCGUUCAGGAGCCGAAGCGUUCCAAAACAGAGGCGUUUGGGAACCGACUGUUUGACUGUACUUGCAAAAGCAGCUUGGGAGGCUCACUUGAAGUGUCCCCAGAAAAGAAGGCCUGCUGUGUCCACUCCCAAACUCAGCUGCUGACAAGGAAGAAGAGGAGAAGCCAGAGUUGGCAUAAGCAGCCCCCAUCCAGCCACUUUGAGACGGAAGCUUUGCUGACCAGAGAAAUGUGGAUUAUGGGUUUUGAGACACAGCCGCUCCAAGCCUUUAGCCUCAAAGGCGGCGGCAGCAGCGCUGGCUUCGCACUCUUUUUCUUUCUUUUUUUCGCACAUUCAUCAGCUUCUUUUGAAAAAGCCACUGGAGUGGGGGGGGGGCUCUGGUGGCGCGGAGAGGCGCUGGUGCCGCUGGAGUGAGUCAGGUUCCCCAUGGGAAAGGGGGGGUGGUCCUGCCUCUUCCAAACCUGAAGAGCCCACUGGCUUGCAGGAGAAGACAGGAAUGUUAAUGAAGAGACUGGAUGGCCGCCUGGGCUCUCUAAUUACACCAGGGAGGGAGCCUAGCAGGGAUAUGUCCAGUAAACAGUUCCUCUCCAGCCCUGGGCUGCUGUGUAGCAGUCUCUUGUCAGUCUCUGGAACUGGGGGGGGGGGGCAGCCAACCCUUGUGAGUUCAGGCUUCCAAAGCAGCGCCCUGAGACACACUCUCUGAUGCGUUCUUUUUCUCCCAAGAUGCCUAAAAGUAAUUGGCCUUGAAUGCAAAUGGUUAAUUAAAUCUGGUUGCAGCUCCCAGCUUGGAACUGAUGGGGCGGGGAUGUGUAAAUUUUUGCUUCUCUUUUUUGUGCUGCUAAACUGAAACAGCAAAAUUUCACCCUUAUCCAGAACAUUUUCUUCAUUACCGCACUAGGACCACGGGACGCUGCUUUAGACAGAGUCAGACCCUUGAUCCGUCUCGCUUGGUAUUGUCUGCACUGACUGGCAGAGGUUUCCUUCCUUCCUGCGACUCAGUAGGGUAGCCUUACCUCUGCCACUAAGCUCUGUCCUUUCCAAAACAUUUGGUUUGGGCCUGCAGCAACCCCCUGACUUACUGUUACUGCAGGAAAUUCAGCACCUCCUCUCUGCUCCAUCAGCACUUUCUCAAAAGCAAGAGGUGCCGGAGCUGAUGUCCACCUGGGGCACCUUCUGCCCUUAAACCUUCCUUGCAGAGCCCCAAUGUGCAGGUGCGGUUUGUGGCUCUGGGGAGUCAGGCAGAUGCACUUUGUGCAUGCCCGGAGAAACGUUGGCAUCUUCUCGACUUGAAUCCUGGCAGCCCCAGAGUCGCCCCCCCCCCCACAGUCUUAGUGGUACCAUGUAGUUGGCGCUGGGUUCUUAAAGGAUGGGGUAAAGAAGGCGAUUGAGGUGUAAAAGUUUUAAAUGCUUGCUGUGUUAAGGCCAAUGGGAACCAUGGGCCAAAACAGCAGGAGGGAUUGGGCAAGGCUGUUCUUGCAGAUCACGUUGUAAAGCCCAGCUCUUUGGCUUUGGGCUCUGUGUGGAUCCUGUUGCGCUCCUGACUAGCAGAUUCCUGUGUACCACUUGGUCAUGGAUCCUCUGUCAUGUAUAGAAUUGUGGGGCGGUUUCUCUCUCUCUCUCUCCCUCCCUCCCCAUUUCCAUGUGGCUAAAAUACAGGCAGUCAAAAAAAAAAAAAAAUCAAAUCCACAUACUGGGAAGGGAGGGGAGAGCAAAGUUUAAAAUUAACUCUGGAAGUUGGUGGGAAAGAAAAGCUGUUCCAGAUGCUGCUUGCCUAUUUAUUUAUUUUUAUUUUAAGUGAAGGGAAACCAUGCAGGAUGACAGGCAGGCAGUUGGGGUGGCGGUUGGUUGUGGGGGGGAGGGAAGAGAGCAUUGCUUGCCCCUUUCUUUAGCAAUAAAUCAAAAUAGCUGAAUAGGUUCCGAUUAGGGAAGGGAAGGGUUGCCGUUUUUUCCUGCUUUAAGGAGGCUGGGAAAGGAGAGGCAGUGCGGUAUAGCGGUUGGAGGGCUGGACCAGGGCUGGGACCCCAAGUUACCCUGCAAGGUGGUUGUGAGGAUAAAUUGGGUGGAGGGUCUGUGUACAUCACUUUGAGCUGGUUGGAGAAAGGGAUAGCUAUAAAUGUCCUAAAUAAAUACGUUGCAUGUGGUUAUUAGUCCUUGGGGCUUUUAAAUAAAUAAAGUAAGUAAAUUUCAGUCUGAUUUGAAGGCAGCGUACACUGAAUGUCAGUUCCUGGGGGACAAAGAGGGAAGGGAGAGUCGCUUUCAUGCCUCGGUUGUGAGUUUCCCAGAAGUGUCUCUUUGGCCACAGGAUGCCGGACUAAAUGGGUCCAGCAAAGCUGGUUGUGGGUAGGCAUGUAUUAAAAGCCUCCAUUUUCCAAAGGCCUGGGAUAGCUUGGAAAAACAUGAGACUCUUAAUUUCAGGGUCAUGAGUUUGAGGGUCAUGAGUUCGAGUUGGGCCGAAGUUUCCUGCAUUGCAGGGGGUUGGACUAGAUGACCCUCGUGGUCCCUCCCAACUCUGUGGUUCUAUGACCUGGUGCCUAAGGCAAGAGAGGGCUGUGGUGCUCCGUGUUUGCUGGGUGCAGGGGCAGGACGGACCUUUUGACCCUGCAGGGUUGCAUUCUGGUGGAGCGGCAGAAGGGCCUUCAGAAGCAAAACAACAACAACAAACCCUUUAGCCUGCCAUGCAAUGUGAGGGAUACCCUGCAACCCACAGCCCAGCUCCUUGGCUUGAGGGCAGCGCAAGGAGGCAAAUCCCCACCCUAUCCGCUCUGCAGUCAGUGCAGCGGUGCCAGUCCAGCACAUUUUAAAAUGUGCUCUGCCUGGAUAGCUCGGCUGGUUAGAGCAUGGUGCUGAUAACGCCAGGGUUGCAGGUUUGAUCCCACUGCAUAUUCCUGCAUUGCAGGGGAUUGGACUAGCUGGUCCUUGAGGUCCCUUCUGUGCUGUGGUUGCUCAAGUCGGGGAGGGCCGGGAACUGCAGUUUUGGGUGCUUCCUGGGAGACUCAGAAGGCACCUCUGAUCAGCUCCAGCUCUUUGCUGCCGCAGAUUCCUGGGGAUAGACGCUUAGACUGGUUGCUCCUCCCUUUACGGCUGGUCCAAAGUCCGAGAAUCAAACUGAGUGUCCGUGAGAGCAGGGAAGGGCAAGAGUCCAGGGCAAAAAGAGGCAGGCAACUCCACCCGUCUCUCCUCUCUGAGAUGCACCAGGCUAGUUUUCCAUGCUGGGAUAUGACAUUAAUGAGAGGUUUAGAGCUCUGGCAACCAAACCUAAGCAGCCCAUCCAAAGACUGCAUCUGGAAGAGAUUUGUGGGGGGAAAGAAUCUCUGGAGAGCGGCAGGCGCAAGAAACCCCGAAAGGCUGGCAGGGUUUCUGUCUGCGGAGAGACAAGCGAAGGGCCCUUGCAGAGAGGAGGGCCAGGUAGAGCCGAUGGGGGAGGGGGCAUAAUUCAGUAGAUACAGCACCUGCUUUGUAUGUGGAAAUUCCCAGGCUGAGUCCUAGUUAGAAGGAUUGCAGGCUGGCUGGAAAGGACCCUAGAGAGCUGCUGCCAGCCCGAGUAGACAGCACUGGGCCAGAGUUCGUGAAAAAGGCAGCUUCGGAAGGACGGGACACAUCUGCUUUGCUUGCAGAAGGUUCCUUGGUCCAGUCCCUGUGAAAGGGUUUUGGACAACAGGAGCCAGGAAAGCUGCUGCCAGUCAGAGCAGACCAUCCUGAGCUAUGUACAGCAGCAAUCUGACUUGUGAUUGCAAAAGCUUCCUGAGUGCAUGUUUGUUGCUUCAGCAGACCCCCCCCCCAAAAAAACCCCACCAGGCCCUAUUUUGGCCUCUGCAGGCCCCUUCCUCCAGCUGAACAUAUUUGUGAAGACUUGGGGCUUUUGUUCAGUUGCAGGUGAAAUACGGUUUCUGGACUGUGCCCAGGGAUCGCUCUCUAGAGAUGCCUUUUCCGCCUGGCCUUGGCCAGACUGGCCUUCCAAUCCCUGGGGGCCACCCACCUCCCUCCCUUUCUUUUGGGAGCCCUUUGCCCUUCUGUCACGGGGCCCCCACCCUGUUCCCAAACAACCAGCCUCUGCUUUACAACCUGAGCAGGUUACUCACCACCUUUCUCCCCGUCAACGGGGAAAAUAUAGAAGUAAACCAAGGAAGGAGCUUGACUACGAGAUAAGAGUGAGAUAAUAGGGCUUCCGGAUGUCGGAUGUUCGAGGGCAGCUUCCUGCCAGCAGACUUGGCUCACAAAACUCUUGCCCAAGGAGGCACGACCGACCGGUGGCUAUCAGGGUUUAAGAGAGCAGCAGGUGGGCAACCGUCUCCAUCUUUCUGCCCUGCAAAGGAGGCAGGAGCAGAGCAAGAGCCUUGGGCAGGGACACAGGCAGGCAGCUGAGCCAUUCUGUUGUGCUUCUUCUGCUGAAUCAGAGAAGUCAACAAGAUUUCCCAUCCACGGAGAAGGCAGAACCGUGAAGCAUGCAGAGAGAUAACAGGCACCCUCCUCUGAGUAGCACUUUUGGACUUGCAGGAGACUUUGGGGUUACUUCCCCCUGCCCAGUGCUCUCCGAAGCACUCAGUUGGAGAAUUACAAAUCUAUGGAGAGUAGGCAUAUCUUUGUCUAAUCAAAGAGUUAAGGUGAUACUGCUUGGGAGGGCCGGCUUCUGUUGAUCUAGGGAGAUGGCAGGAUUUUAUUUUUUUUAAAGCGUUGCACAAUGGUGGAUUUAGACUGGACACAAAAGCAUUUAUCUGAAUGCUCAGCCGACUGCCGUGAAAAACAUGCUAGUGUUAAAGACAAUUAACCGGGGGAGUGGGGAGCUGUUUCGCAACCCAAAACCAAAGGAAAGAGAAAUAAUAAAUAUAUUAUGUGUCUGCUGCAGGUGGAGGAGAAUUAAGUGGCAUUUAUGGCCUGUUUUCUCACAGGCGCAAUAAUUUGAUUAGUGUAACAAGCAUGGCUGCAAUAAAAACAUGCUUUAAAACUAAGUGGAUGUAAGCCCACCAAACUGAGCACGGCAGAGAGACCAGCUGGAGGUGGACCCACGUGUAUCUGCUUUAGCAAUGCGUGUAGUAUCUUCUCAAUCAGCUCCCCAAAGGAAGAGGUUGGCUCUCUCCUUGCAGCCACAGGGCAGGGCAGCGAAACUCACUUCCCUCCUUCCCCUUAGUCAGGAACAAGGUGCUGUUUUCUGGCCAACGGGGCUGCAUGAGCGCUUCAGAUGUAGCCCCAGUGCCGGAUUUACAUAUAAGCUAAACAAGCAAUAGCUUAGGGCCCCAUUUUCUUGGGGGCCCAAAACAAUUUAAACAGAAAAAACCCCGGAUGUACAUUUCCAAAAUAUAAGAUAAAGACCAAAAUAAAACCUACGUACAGCAACAGUGUUUUGUGUUGUGUAGGCUCCUAUGAUGUAAGUAAUGGGCCCUGCCUGCUAGACUGCUCCCUAAAACAUCACUGGUUUGCUCAUUUCUGUAUAUAGGGUGCCUACGUUCUGCAAGGACUGGUUACAUGGCAACAUGUGCAAAUGGCUUUAGAUACCUAUUAGGUCCGUAAAUGACCACAUAGCAUAUAUUCAACACAAAAAACAGUGACAAUUUGUUGUUGACAAAGGACAGCUGGACAUAGAAAGGGCCCCAUUACCUUCAGUAGCUUAGGGCCUCAUCGAACCUAAAUCCGGCCCUGUGUAGCACGAGUGGCGAAAUGGCUGUGUGAACUACGGCACUGAUCUUAUUUUGGGGGCUUGGAGUGUGAAAGCUGCAGGGCCCUUCCCACAAGAGCAGUAGGUGCAUCCAACAGGAUAGCUCAGUGUUGUCCAAAGGCAUGCUUUCAGCAUCCAUCCCUGCUGGACCAUCCCCUGCCCACUUCCCAGCCCGCUUAAACUCAGGCUAGGAGCCCUGUUGGGUGGGUGGCUUAGCUGUUCAAGUUGGGACACCACAGCCACAACCAGGAGAUUAAGAAACCCCUUUGUGUUACUCAACGUGACUCAGGCUCCUUAAGCGCCCCGCGGCAAUGCUGGCCUGUUGACACUGCAGAGAGUUAUGUGCACCUGGGCCUGAUCUGGGUAACGAGGCAGGGCAAAAUUGCUCCUCCUGCAGCCUGACACCCACUUUGUGGGGAUGUUAAUAUCAAACCACCACCCCACCACCCCGCAAAGAAGGGCAGGGACUCCCAAGCUGGCUGCGAGAAAGGAGCUCUUUACUGUUCCAGAGUCACCAAGUGCCUGGGGUUCCACACCAUGGUCUCCUAAGCAUUACAGUGGUACCUCGGGUUAAGAACUUAAUUCGUUCUGGAGGUCCGUUCUUAACCUGAAACUGUUCUUAACCUGAAGCACCACUUUAGCUAAUGGGGCCUCCUGCUACCGCCGCACCGCCACCGCACGAUUUCUGUUCUCAUCCUAAAGCAAAGUUCUUAACCCGAGGUAAUAUUUCUGGGUUAGCGGAGUCUGUAACCUGAAGCAUAUAUAACCUGAGGUACCACUGUAUUGGGAAAGGGUUUUUUUGUGGGCUUAGACUUUAAAGACAUGGCCAGUGGUAUUAAAUAACAGCGUCCCUGAGCAUGGGCAGAGUUGCUCCCUGUCACCACUGAACAGCCACAGCUAGGAUUUGGAGGCAGGGUUUUCUGGUCUGAAAGUGUUUCACCAGUGUAAGUUGGGAGCAGCUUGGUUCUCUGAGCCCUGGAGGGGGAAAGCUACCUGCCCGUCUCCUUCCAUCUCUCUUCCUUCUACUUCUUCAUAGCUUAAUGUGGCAGGGCGUGCUCUCUGGGACAUGCUGGGACUUCAUAAACCUCACAAGACUCUAUGUGUCCAAAUCAAAAUCACCCCACUCUGGCAUUGGAAAGCUCCAGCUGUUCAUUGCGUAGUUUGGGAUGCCACAACCAGGGAUGUUUAUACCCCUCCCAAACUCUAAUUUUAUAGGAUCCAACAAAAAAAAUUGGGGGGGGGGAGGAGUUGGUCCUGUCUCCUUUGCAGAGUAUGAAGCUCUCUGUGAGGUUGAGAGUCCUCCAUGCGAUAACCGUCUUUUUCUUCCUAUCCCUUUUCCCCUUAGUUGUCGUACUGGACUUUGCCAAGGCACAAGGGGAUCUGGGCUGGCUCACCAAUCCCUACGGCGCGGGGGUAAGUCUUGUUGUCAGGUUUCUCCUGCUUUAAGGAAACGGCUUUGUGCAAGCAAUUUCCCUGCAAAACACAAGAGUACGCUGCCCUUUGAAUGGUACCCACCCCUGUCCUUAAGAAGCCUGAUGGUGAGACCAUCCCCAUGUCCAAUGGAUUUGUUCACAGGGCAGUGGGUUGCUAGUCGAACUGAAGCUUGGGCGUUGCUGAUUACCUCACAUUAUAAAAGGAGGAGGAAAUGGCGGUAGGCGUCUUGGGAGAAAUAAACGGCAGGCAUAAUGACUUGGGAAAUGUAGAUUGAAUUCUUACAUCUGCUUCAGAUGCUCCUUUCAAAGCAGAGGCAAUAUGAGCAUGGAAGGAAGAGAAGAAUUCCUAAGCAAACUUUGUGUUAAAAAAACACACACCCCAAGAAUAUUUACUUGGGAUUAACAUGAGUGGCUUUUAAAGAUUUACUUUUAUUUAGUUAUUCAUUAAAUUUCUAUCCCUCCUUCCCAUAGGAGCCCAGGACAGCAAACAGGAUUUUAAAAAUGAAUGAAUGAAUGAAUGAAUAAAAGCCAUCUAAUAUCCUCAUAGCUAAACAAUUUCAAGGUUGCCAGAAACAGUAUAUAUUUGAGCCAUCGAACACUUGGGUGAAUCAAAACAUUUCAAAUGCCUAUCUUGAUGUUAGUGAGAGAGGCAGGGGCACCUCACUAGAGAGGGCCUUUCAUAAAUGAGGAGCUGCUACCAAGAAGGCCCUGUAAAGGCUCCCUGAUGGUGGGCAAAGGCCAUCUCUGAGUAUCUGAUGCUUGGAACAGUCAGUAGGGGAAAUCUGUGGCCUUUGUGUCUGACUUAGCAGCUUCCCAGGACAGCAGAUUAGCCAUAGUUGAAAAUGAAGGCGUUACAUUUGCAUGGCACUUGAACCACAAAUAGUCUCUGCUUGAACCUAUUGUUUCAAAAUCGGUUUUUUGUGGUGUGCUGCUGUUUCCAGUGGCUGUCACUUCCACAGAUUAUUACUUGUGCAAGAAGAAACAUUUCCUCUAAUGGCAGCCAUUUUCUCUUCCCACCCCCAGUGGGAUCUUCUCCAGAACGUCAUGAACGAGUCCCUCAUCUACAUCUACUCGGUCUGCAACGUGAUGGAAGGGGAGCAGGACAACUGGCUGAGGACCAACUGGAUCUACCGCGGCGAAGCUCAGCGCAUCUUCAUUGAGCUCAAGUUUACCGUCCGAGACUGCAACAGCUUCCCCAGCGCCACCGGUACGUGCAAGGAGACCUUCAACCUCUUCUACGCGGAGUCAGACGUGGAUUACGGCAUCAACUUCCAGAAGCGCCAGUUUCGCAAGAUCGACACCAUUGCCCCGGACGAGAUCACGGUACGGGAGGACUUUGAGACGCGCAACGUCAAGAUCAACAUGGAAGUGCGCUCGGUGGGCCCCCUCACCCGAAAGGGCUUCUACUUGGCCUUCCAGGACAUUGGGGCUUGCGUGGCCCUCCUGUCUGUCCGGAUCUAUUACAAGAAAUGCCCCAAAGUCUUCCGCAACAUGGCGAGCUUCCCCGAGACCAUUGCUGGCGCUGACUCGCAGGCCUUGGCGAAGGUGUCGGGCGAGUGCGUCAAGGAUGCCUUGGCCAACGAGGACCUGUUCAUGCAUUGCAACUCGGAUGGGGAGUGGCUGGUGCCCAUUGGCGAAUGCCGCUGCCGCGAGGGCUACGAAAAGGACGGGGACAGCUGCAGAGGUAACUAGGCUUUGCUUCUUGUUUUACUCCUGUGUCGCUGAACUUCCCAGUCGGCAUUAGGACAAAGCAAUACUUGUAAGAGCACAGUGAAGGGAAUGGAGGGUGCAGUUGAUGUCACAAUGCCCCUACUUCAUCCUAGUCACCCAAAGCCCACCUGAACAAAAAUGGUGCUUCCAUAAAGUGUCCAGGGCAUGCUCUAUGACUUCUACAGAUGUGAGGCAGCUGUUGCUGCUGUUCCUCGUUGCCCUCAAGUUGCUGUUUCUCUUUGCCCUCAAGUUGGGAACUUGACUUCCGGGGGGCAUAGUCAGCAUAGCACCCACAGGGACUCUGCCCCUCACGCUCCCAGUCUUUCCAGCUAUCUGAUGCUGGUCAGGUGCAAACAGGCAGGUUCCACUCUGAGAAGUGCUGGAUCUGUCAGGUACCAGCAGUCUCUCUCUACUGGGGCCCAUGGAAAUGUCAGACUUCUAAUCCUUUGUCAACUCACAUGAGAGCCCCAGGAAAUGUGUCUUCAAGUUUCUUAUGGGAUGGGCUGGCUGUUCUCUUCUUCUUUCAUGCCCCCACUUCAAAUCUGCCUUAGCAAGCCACAGGAGUGGGGAGAGGACUAACAGGAAGCCAACCCAUAAUGUUUCUUUUUCUCUGCAGUUCUGUCUUGUCCUGCUGCAUGGUCCCAGCAGAUUAUUACUAUUUCUCAGCCAAAGUGUUAAUGUUGCUUGUUAAGUAUUUCACUGCUGCUACCCCUUGGUCCAUUUGUUUGGUGAAGUGUGAUAUUGACAAAGGCUGAAGAUAAGUAUUCUACACUUCUCCAGUCUCCAGUCUGGCCAGAAAUGUUAUGCAUUCAGCAUUUCUUGCCGUGUGUAUGUGAGAGUGAAAGAGACCCCCCUUCCCCACCCCCUCAGCCCCUGAUCCUAAAAGAGCUCUCAAUUCCAAGUUCUGGAAUAGUGGCCUUUGUGCAUCAGGACUUUCUCUGUUAGACAAAGAACCUAGGAAGCUACCUAAUGGCAAGUCAGAUCCUUGGACCAUCCAUCUCUCUCAGUACUGCUGUAGCCCCUGCACUGCCCUUCUGUUUCGGGGGAUUCAAAAUGUGGAGAGAAUCGGUUAACAGGGGAGAGUGGAUCAGUAGAGAAUCAAAUGGCCUCGCAAGUCAGCUCAUGUCAAAGCUCAUGGACAUCUUGUAUAUAGAAGUUUCCAGGGUUGAUUCCAUUUUACCAAACUCCUUUUUUAUACUGCCAUAUAGAGGAAGUGAGAUCAGCAGCCAAGUCCCCCCCACUCACACCUGUCUUGCUCUUCUGUUCCCCACCAAUCCAACUGAGUGAGCCCCCUUCUUGGAAGGUGGGGAGUUGUGGGGGGGGGGCAGGAGGAGGCAGCCGCCAAGAGGCUUUGCUUCAGGAAUGUGCCUGGGUUUUGCAGAGAGAGAGAGAGAAGGAGAUAAGGAACCUUGAAGGUUAUGAAGUAAUACAGGCAUCUUGAGCAAGCAUUCUCUCUCCCCCAUAUACACUAUCAGGCUCACCUGAUAGAGGCUGUUAUCUCACUUCCCUCCUGCAUGAUAUCGGAGGCCAAAGGGGGAGCCAAAACAUGGGGAAGGGAGCUGCUGGCUGCUCAGUUUCUUCAGAUGGCCUCUCUCCAACGUCAACGAGAAGGAAUUCAAUUUUUCGAUGGAGUGGACAGACUCCAUGACUGGAGAGAGCAAUGUACCCCUCGGGGGAGACAUGGCUGAACAAGCCAGCAUUUAAAGGGGGUGCGAUUUUACCUUCUUACUCAUCUUUAGCCACACAUGGGGUGCAGUGGGGCUCAGAGAGGUGCUAAGGAGCAACUAAUCUCCAUUGAGAGUGAUGCUGUUUGGCCUCUGGAGACCCAGAGAUAGUUUUCUUGCUGCGGGGGACUGGACGGAGGAGCUGGAAUGGACGACUGGACAUUGUGUCCACUCCCUCUGUGGUUGAUAACCACCUCUUGCCGGCGUUUCAGUGCCUCUGAGCUUAUGCAGAACACAUUUAUCUUGCUGCCGCUCGCCCUCCUGCAACCAUGUGCGGGAUUUCAUCAAAAGCCAAAUUCUUUCUUUUUCUUUCUUUCUUUUAAAGAAAGGUGAGAGUGUUGCCUAGAAACACUUGUUUGAUUUCCCAUCUAGUCUGGUAGGAUGUGUUGGUUUGGAUUUGGAGCAGAAUAGAGGAUUUCUCUCCUUUCCUCCCUGCCAUUCUACAACGGCCCCCAGCACCUGCCCCGCACCGCCACACCGCCAACAGUGCUGGUUUGCAGACCCAGCCUGGUUUCCACAGUGACAGCCAAUGCCUUUGUCCCACCCUCUGCAUUUGUCUGGUGCUAGGGGAGAUGCCGUGGGGGUGCUGCUUCUGGGAAUCAAAAAGAAGAAAGGGUGGCCUUGGCUCCAAGAGUGAUGGCGGUGGGUGGAGAGGAAUAACUGCUGUUGUUUUUCCCCCCUAACUCCUUUCUGCCUUGAUCUUCCUUGUUACAUCCCUGCCUCUCAGCCGCACACCUAGGAGAAGUUCCCUCCAUCAGUUGUCUCUUGGGGGGGGAGGAACGUAGAGCCAUUUCCCCCCUUCGAGAGCCAGUGUGGUGUAGUGGUUAAGAGCGAUGGACUCGUAAUCUGGUGAACCGGGUUCGAUUCCCUGCUCCUCCACAUGCAGCUGCUGGGUGACCUUGGGCCAGUCACACUUCUCUGAAGUCUCUCAGCCCCACUCACCUCACAGAGUGUUUGUUGUGGGGGAGGAAGGGAAAAGGAGAUUGUUAGCCGCUUUGAGACUCCUUAGGGUAGCGAUAAAGUGGGAUAUCAAAUCCAAACUCCUCUUCUUCUAAGCCAUUUAUUCCUUGAGCAUUUUGCAGAAGCCUACCUGCCUAACCCCAGCUCCUUGAUACUUUCUCUCUCAUGAUGGGAUAAGCUGCUCCUCCGUGGGCCCCUCUCCCUCUUUUCCAGGCUGCCCUCCCCUGUUAGCUGCCCCCCUCCAGAUCUCCUAAUCCGGGCCUCCUUUCUGAAAGGGGGAGCACCUUCCCACCUCCCCCCCCCAUUCCCUUCUCCAAUGGCAUCUCCACCUCCAGUGAGCCUCCAGCCUGGCUCAAAGGCAUCCAUAGCAGCAGCAGCAGAAGAAGAAGCUUCCCAUUUUCUCUCCAAUCCAUCUGGGGAGAUGUGGCAAUCAUACGCAGACCAAGCACCCAGCCAUCUUCCACCCCCAACUAAGCCCCAAGCCUUGGACCCUUAGCAGGGGUGUCUCCAAAGACACUGGUCCUCUGUCCUAUGUGAAUGGGGGCAUUGUUUUCCCCUGAGAGAGAGAGAGUAUGUGUGCAUCUGUAUAUGAGGCUUGGGUAGGGACCCCGCUGGCUUAUAAAUUCGCCCUCAUUAAACCAGACUGGCUGUUGGUGCUGUGAAUGGCAAGGGCUGACACGUCCCUUUGUCCCACUCCGCCUCGCUCUCCUGGCUGUCUCCUUGCUCCUCCAGCCUUGAUUCAUGGCUGCUUAAAUGGCUUGCCGCGCUCUCCAGAUUUAUCUGGCUAUCUCUUGGCAUCAGCGUCUGCACGAUUUCAGGCGACACCCACACGCGACUCUCAGAUUUCACCUGCUAAGGAAUCCUGUGUAACCCCCCAAAAAAACCUUAGUGCCCAUAGGAAGGCCUUGGGAAUCCCCUAAAUGAUGGCCUGCUUGGCAUUCCCUCUUAACUGGGUCAAGUCACACAAAUGAAUUAGUGAUUGGGUGGCGAGCUUCCCUUCUCCUCCAAUAAAGGUAAAGGGUAAAGGGACCCCCGACCAUUAGGUCCAGUCGUGGGCGGCUCUGGGCUUGUGGCACUCAUCUCGUUUUAUUGGCCGAGGGAGCCGGCGUUCAGCUUCUGGGUCAUGUGGCCAGCAUGACUAAGCCGCUUCUGGCGAACCAGAGCAGCGCACGGAAACACCGUUUACCUUCCCGCAAGAGCGGUACCUAUUUAUCUAUUUGCACUUUGAUGUGCUUUCGAACUGCUAGGUUGGCAGGAGCAGGGACCGAGUAACGGGAGCUCACCCCGUCGCAGGGAAUUGAACUGCCGACCUUCUGAUCGGCAAGUCCUAGGCUCUGUGGUUUAACCCACAGCGCCACCCGCAUCCCUCUCCUCCAAUAGUGGUGUUUAUUUUUCUCGCCCUGGCUUUUUAAACAUGGAAUUUCUGGGAGGAAAUAGCUCCAGCGUGCUAGGUGUUGCAAAGAAUACAGAGUAAGGCAAGCGGGUGUCGCUGCAUUUGAGUUUUCUGGCACCAACGGGUACUGGGCAAGGAGGAGACUUCAGAGUCUCUGCUUGGCGGAGACCCUGAGGGUUGCAGCAAACUGCACUGGGUGGGGGGGCAUUGACUUCUGCUGGCCUGGCCACCCCCCACCUGCACCCUGCCCACACGUUCCACCAUUGGGCUGUAGCUGUCUCCCUCCCAAGGCCAGUCGCAUUCUGCAGCAGCCGCUUCCUCCAGCGGGAGGGGGGCGGGAUUGGAAAAAGGAAUUUGCCCUUUUGUGUAAAGAUACUCUGACCUCCCAUCCCUCUGGCCUCUGUGAAAAGGGAGGCCCAUGGGCAGGAAACAAAGGCAGUUUAUCUUCGGGAAUAAACACAGAUAUUCUUGGCUUCCUGCACACAUUCCCGCCCCCCCUCCAGCCCCCCACCCAUCACUCCUUUUUAGCUCCUGCUGGCAAGUUCUGUGCUGCCACCAGCCAUCACCAUCUCUCUGUGUGUGUUUUGCCUCUCUCCCUGCUCUGGCCUUCAAGUAAGAGAGAUUGCCAAGGAGGGUUCUAUUCGCUUGGCAACUCGGGGGCUGGCUGACAAUAUCUCAAAAGGCCAACUGCCCACCCACCAGAGCCUUGGCAUGGUAUUGUGUGCUAUUGCGCUCUUGCCUACGGCACGAGGCCAGCCGAGUGGCGUCAUGUUCAGAAGGUGAAUUAUUGAAAAAGCACCAGGGCACCUGCCAGCAAACAUUCCGCUUCUUAAACCUCGAGAGCCAGUGUGGUGUAGUGGUUAAGAGCGGUAGUCUCGUAAUCUGGGGAACCGGGUUUGAGUCUCCGCUCCUCCACAUGCAGCUGCUGGGUGACCUUGGGCCAGUCACACUUCUUUGAAGUCUCUCAGCCCCACUCACCUCACAGAGUGUUUGUUGUGGGGGAGGAAGGGAAAGGAGAAUGUUAGCCGCUUUGAGACUCCUUAAAGGGAGUGAAAGGUGGGAUAUCAAAUCCAAAUCCAAAUCCAAUGGUCCAGCUCUCAGGACGUACCCUUUGUAUUGAUGGUAUUAGUCAGGCUGCGACGUUGAAUGGGUUUAAAAGGUGUCCCCCUGAUUGGUCAGGCAGUAGGGCUUGAUUGCUUGUUUUUUUAAAAAAUGGGUGCCUUAAUACAAGUGUUUAUUUAAAACUGCCCAUGGCAAGAGCCCUCUUCGGAGUCGUCCUCUCUCGCCUGCAGGAGGGGAUGCCUCUUCUGAGACGGUGCAUUCAUGCAUCCUUCCCCAACAGUGCAUGCUUUUUGCUCCAGGACAAUUGUGUUUUACCCAUAUGCAAACUUAACUGCCUAAUUCCUGCCAUUGAUUGACAUGCUCUUUUAAGUGGGUUGCAAGCCUAGUUUUUGCAGAAACGUUGUACAGUGGUACCUCGGGUUAAGUACUUCAUUCGUUCUGGAGGUCCGUUCUUAACCUGAAACUGUUCUUAACCUGAAGCACCACUUUAGCUAAUGGGGCCUCCCGCUGCCGCUGCCGGAGCAUGAUUUCUGUUCUCAUCCUGAAGCAAAGUUCUUAACCCGAGGUACUAUUUCUGGGUUAGCGGAGUCUGUAACCUGAAGUGUAUGUAACCUGAAGCGUAUGUAACCUGAGGUAACACUGUAUUUUUUAUAGAGUUGCAAGGGGACCCUGAGGAUUGUCUAGUCCAACCCCUUGCAAUGCAAGAAGAUGCAGCUGUCCCAUUCAGGGAUUGAACCUGCAACACCACGCUCUGACCAACUGAGCUACCCAUAAUCUAUCUAAGAUUUUAAAACUGUAAUGUGAAAUCACGGUGCAAAUGAUCACGAGUCAUGCUGAGCUGGCCGCUGUCCCAUUAAUAAUAAUAAUAAUAAUAAUAAUAAAUUUUAUUUAUAUCCCGCCCUCCCCAGCCAAAGCCAGGCUCAGGGCGGCUAACAACAAACAAAUAAUCAAACAAUCAAAUAAUCCAACAUUCUAACAUUUCAUUAUAAAAUUAAUUAAAAUCAAAUUAAUGGCAACCGUUAAGCAAAGUUCUGUGCAGGUUGCCGGAGGUGGGAGUCAGGCUGGGCCCUGACCAAAGGCCUGGUGGAACAACUCUGUCUUGCAGGCCCUGCGGAAAGAUGUCAGGUCCCGCAGGGCCCUGGUCUCUUGUGACAGAGCGUUCCACCAGAUUGGAGCCGCAGCCGGAAAGCCCUGGCUCUAGUUGAGGCCAGCCCUAACUUCUCUGAGGCCUGGGACCUUCAGGAUGUUUUUAUUUGCAGACCGUAGGUUCCUCUGUGGGGCAUACCAGGAGAGGCGGUCCCGUAGGUACGAGGGUCCUAGGCCGUAUAGGGCUUUAAAGGUUAAAACCAGCACCUUAAACCUGAUCCUGUACUCCACCGGGAGCCAGUGCAGCUGGUAUAGUACCGGAUGAAUGUGAUCUCGCAGCGAAGACCCCAUAAGGAGUCUCGCCGCGGCAUUCUGCACCCGCUGGAGUUUCUGGGUCAGUCUCAAGGGCAGCCCCACGUAGAGCGAGUUACAAUAAUCCAGUCUGGAGGUGACCGUCGCGUGGAUCACAGUGGCUAGGUCAGGGCGAGAGAGAUAAGGGGCCAACUGCUUAGCUUGGCGGAGAUGAAAAAAUGCCGCCUUUGUUAUAGCUGUAAUCUGCGCCUCCAUAGAGAGGGAGGUAUCGAAGAUUACACCCAAACUCUUAACGGACGGUGCUGGCACUAAUUGCACCCCCGCAAGAGAUGGGAGUUGCCCCCCCAAUCCCAUAUCGUCCCGUCCCAGCCAGAGGACCUCUGUCUUCGAAGGAUUUAACUUCAACCGGCUUCCCUCUGGGUAUAGUUUAAAGGUAAAGGGACCCCUGACCAUUAGGUCCAGUUGUGGCCAACUCUGGGGUUGUGGCGCUCAUCUCGCUUUAUUGGCCGAGGGAGCCGGCGUACAACUUCUGGGUCAUGUGGCCAGCAUGACUAAGCCACUUCUGGCAAACCAGAGCAGCGCACGGAAACACCGUUUACCUUCCGGCUGGAGCGGUAUCUAUUUAUCUACUUGCACUUUGACGUGCUUUCAAACUGCUAGGUUGGCAGGAGCAGGGACCGAGCAACAGGAGCUCACCCCAUCGCGGGGAUUCGAACUGCCGACCUUCUGAUCGGCAAGUCCUAGGCUCUGGUUUAACCCACAGCGCCACCCGCGCUACAGUUUAGGGGACUCCAAACUGAUCAAGAAGGUGUUGCCAUCUUAUCCAAGUUUAUUAAACAGUCAUCUUCUGCGGGGAGUGGUUUUGGGCUUCUGUGGAUUCUGAACUGCUGUGAGGUAUCAACAGACCAGGUGGGGGGACAGCAGCAGACACCUGGUGGGCAACAUCCUCUUCCACCCCCCUCACAGCCACCACUCCCUGUUAAUACUUCGUACUGGGGAAGCAGCUGCCGGCACACCUGCCUGUGGAAGUCCCAGGGAGAGCCUUGACUUGCCCAAUAAUUGCACACGGAAGCGAGUCUCGGCCAAGGGUGGCUGCGCUUAUCUUUUGUGGGCAUUUAACCACUCAAACUAGAAAUGUGUUCUAGACUCCUUCAGAUGGCACCUGUGGGGUGGCGGUGGGGGAGGGGGAGGGGAGCAUUCUCGGUCCCUUCCAGCCCAGACAUUUACUGCCUCCUGGCACACACUACAAGUCCAAGCCAGCUGGGCUUAACUGCACACCUUUUAAAUAUCACUUAAGUAAAUCUUCUCUCUUUCUCCUCUGCGAGAGGACCAAAAACCCCAGCAUUCAGGUUUAAAAUGGUGCCAGCUGCCAAAUUCAAAAUGGAGGGAAAGGAACAACUUGCCACCCUCCCCCCCCCUCUCUCUGCACCCCCAAUUGCACCCUGGUGUGGCAAAGAGGAGUGUGGGAGGCUGUGUCAGGGCAUCCUGGACCCUGGUGGGUCUUUGAUGGAAAUAUGCCUCUUACAGUUUGACUCCCCCCCCCCCAAAUAAAGCUACUGUUUUGAUCAAGGGAAGUCAUAAUCCCGCUCUAUUCUGUCAAGGCAAUAAACAAUUAUUUUACUUUUAAAAGGCAACUGAAGGCAGCCCUGCUUAGGGAUGUUUUUAAUGUCUGAUGCUGUAUUGUUUUUAAUAUUCAGUUGGAAGCUGCCCAGAGUGGCUGAGGAAACCCAGCCAGAUGGGCGGGGUAUAAAUAAUAAAUUAUUAUUAUUAUUAUUAUUAUUAAAAUAAAAUGUUAUUUAUAUCCCGCCCUCCCCAGCCAAAGCCGGGCUCAGAGCGGCUAACAACAAUAAAAGUAACACAGUUUACAUAAAAUCACAAUCAGUUUAUUGAAAUGCAUUCUAAAAUCAAUUCAUUCUAAAAUCAAUUCAAAAUCAAAUGAAUGGCAACCAUUGGGUUAGAGUUCUAUGCACUGGAGUUGCACAAAACCUGGAGUUUUGUGUCCAGUUUUGAGCCCCACAAUUUACGGAUCAUAAUUGACAAGCUGGAACGUGCGCAGAGGAGGGCAACCAAGGAUGAUUAAGGGUCUGGAAACCAAGCCUUAUGAGGAACGAUUGAAGGCGCUUUUUCUCCUGUAAAAGAGGAGACUGGGAAGAGAUAGGAGAGCCAUCUUCAAAUAUCUAAGGGGCUGUCACAUGGAAGAUGGGACAAGCUUGUUUUCUUCUGCUGUGGAGGGUAGGACUCGAACCCAGGGCUUCAAGUUACAAGAGAGGAGAUUCUGACUAAACACCAGGAAGAACUUUCUGGCAGUUAAGAGCUGUUUGGUAGUGGAACAGACUCCCACGAGAGGUGGUGGCCUCUCCUUCCUUGGAGACUUAAGCAGAGGUUGGAUAGCCAUCUGUCAUUGAUGCUUUAGUUGAGAUUCCUUGCAUUGCAGGGGGUUGGACUAGAUGACCCUUAGGGUCCCUUCCAACUGCAGUUCUAUGAAAUACAAUUCAAUGUAAGCAUUGAGGCAAAAGAGAUCCCCGUUUCACGCACGCACUAAUAGGGUCUCAACUAGGAGUGAAUGGUCAGGAAAAAGGUAGUGAAAAAAGUGACUUUCAUGUUGGGAUUCAUUAGGAAAACGAUCGAAAAUAAAAGUGCCAACAUCAUAAUACCGUUAUUCAAAUCGGUGGUGUGAUAGCACUUGCAGUUCUGAUAAUCAUACCUGAAAAAGAAUAUUGUAGAGCUGGGAAAGGCUUAGGAAAGAUCAGUCAAAAUUAUAAGAGGGCUGAACAGCUCCUCUAUGAGGAAAGAAGAGGCCGUAUGCAGAUUUAUGGUGUUUGACACUGUCUUAUUGGAAAUCGAUACGAUACGAUAAUCUUUAUUGUCGUACCAUACAGAACAACGAAAUUGAAAAAGGAAAAAAAUCUAUGUAAGACAUUCAAAACCAACAAGCCAGCUAUCCCAGCCUGGUUAGCCCCCUAAAAACUCUGAUACCCCAUUUUUAAAAUACAAUACACUCCCCUAGAGACUCCUUACACUGUGUUUAAAACCAAAAUCGCAUUUGGAUAGAAAUGGUUUCUCAGACAGCUAGUCCUAGUCUUUAUAACCCUGUACCUUCUUCCAGAAGGGAUGCGGGUGGCGCUGUGGGUAAAACCUCAGCGCCUAGGACUUGCCGAUCGCAUGGUCGGCGGUUCGAAUCCCAGCAGCGGGGUGCGCUCCCGUCGUUCGGUCCCAGCGCCUGCCAACCUAGCAGUUCGAAAGCACCUUUGGGUGCAAGUAGAUAAAUAGGGACCGCUUACCAGCGGGAAGGUAAAUGGCGUUGCGUGUGCUGCGCUGGCUCGCCAGAUGCAGCUUGUCACGCUGGCCACGUGACCCGGAAGUGUCUGCGGACAGUGCUGGCUCUCGGCCUAUAGAGUGAGAUGAGCGCACAGCCCUAGAGUCUGGCAAGAUUGGCCCGUACGGGCAGGGGUACCUUUACCUUACCUUUACCUUCUUCCAGAAGGCAGAAGCCGAAAGAGAUCCUUUUUCUGGAGGGAGCAGAAUUCCCCACCAUAAUCACCUAAGCACCCUUUUCUACACACACACACACACACACACACACACACACACCGCCUGCCUUUGGUAACAUGACAGUUUUACAGCCAGCACUUUUGUUUCUAAGCAAACGGAGAGAUUGCAGACCACACACACAAGAUAUUGAAAGAGGUUAAGACUGGGGAUGCUGUUUCUGGGCAGGCAGCUUUCAAGAACCAGACCCUCUUUUCCAUUUAACAACCUGGGGGUGUGGGUGUAUGUGUGUGUGUGUUUCUUUUUUUAAAAAAAACAGCAAUCUCUUGAGUGUAAGUAAAGUUCCACCUGGGGCAGAAGUUUGAAAAUGCGGGAAACCAUUUCAAAUAGCUAAGAUUUGCUAUGUUCAGGGGGACUGUUAACAAAAUGGUAUUUUGUGGCUUCUAUUCUGCAGCCUCAGUUAUGGCCCAUCGGAUUCGGGAAAGGAUUUUCCCCCACUCCAGCCCAGCCUGGGACAUUAUCUCUUGGCAUCAGGGGCUGCUGUGACCAGACAGGAUGGUACAGAGUUCCAUUGGGAAGACCAUGGCAUUUUCUCCAGGCACCAAGAUGCUUCUACCACUGUCUGGUUCACAGGAAGGUUUUUGAGUAGGCGGUGUUUUGAAAAAUAGUUUCUCUGCAUUGAAUGGAAUGGAGUCUCUGCCUGAGGGCCACUGCAUUGGUGCGAUCCUGGUAGCAGUGCCCAUAGGGGGCUGUUGCUUGCAAGAAAGGAGUCCUCAUGCCAGCUACUGACUUAAGGCAAAGCUGUAAGUCGGGCCGCAUUGAGUGCUUUCCAAACGGGAACCAGAGGCUUCCAAAGAGCUCUUCCUUUGUAGAUCCCUCAAGGAAGUGACGCGAUUCCAGGGGGAUUUUGAGGAGCAAACUGAGUUCCUAUGGAAGAGUUUACUCAUGCAGGAAAUAAGUAAGAGUUGCUCGUCUCAGGCAUUGGCAUAGGUAGGCUGGGGCUUUCCUCUGCACGUCCUUCCACCCUCCCCUGUGCGUUCACCAUGAUGCAUGCAUAGUCACGAGGCACACUGGAAACCUGAAGAAGCAGCAGCAGCAGUAGAGGUGCCCCAAUUGAUGCUCACGUCAGCUUGGAGUGUGUUUUCAUUUCCACUGAACAGAUUAAAAGGACCUGAGUGUGUCUCUCCUCCCUUGCCAAGUAUUCUUUGAAAACUAAAGUGCUUAAUGAUCUUUGGAUUUACCUUUUUCUUAAGUUCUUGUGGAACUAUCAUUCCCAUUGAACACAUGGGGAACUAAGAUCGAACAAUGACUUUGUGGUUUGAUUUGAACUCGGGUCUUUCCGAUAAAAGUCAUCUCUCUGUGUUGUCGGCCAUGGUUAGGAACCCCAGGAGGACUAACCCAACCCUUCUUUUCUCUUCUUUGCAGCUUGCUCACCUGGGUUCUUCAAAGAGGACAUCUCCAACAACGCCUGCUCAAAAUGUCCCUUGCACACUCUGCCGUCUUCCGAAGGUUCCACCUCGUGCCCUUGCGAGGAAGGCUAUUUUCGGGCUUUGACUGAUCCUGUUUCCCUGCCAUGCACAAGUAAGUGGGAGAUCUAAGCGGUACGAUUGCCCAGGAAAUGAUAAAGGCUUGCUGUGUUGACGGCUAUCCGCUUGGAGAUUCAUCAAUGUCCAGAGGCAGUUUGCAAGUAUUUAAUGAAACCAAUCAACCUCGGAUAAACUACUGCUGUUUUAUUCAGUUUGUGUCAGUCACAGGAGGGAAGGCAGGAAGCGACAAAAGCAGCAGGCUCGCUCCUGGGGCAAUGCGAGAGUCCUUGUGGACAAUAUUUGGUGAGGGGUGGGAUAGAUAGCUGAGAUGGAGAGAAGGCCAGAGCGAGGAGAGAGGGAUGGAGCAUAGUUCCAGAGAAAGAGUCAAAAGUUGGAAGUGAAGGCUUAGGAUUGCUGAGUUGCUGGGCUAACUGGGGAGUGGUCUUCUGCCUUGCAUCAAAGAGACCUGUUCAUUUUUUUCAUUAGGCCCUUUUUUUCCUCCAUUCACAGGACCCCCUACUGCUCCCCAUGCUGUCACAGCCAUAGGCUUGGGCGCCAAGGUUCAACUGCGCUGGUCCUCACCCCGGGACACGGGUGGCCGCAAGGACAUCACCUACAGCGUGUCAUGUGAGCAGUGCUGGCCGGAGUCGGGAGAGUGCCGGCCCUGCGACGCUACACUCCGGUAUUCGGAAAACCCUCACAACGUGGCCGGCACUUCCCUGACCGUCAGCGAUUUGGAGCCACACGUUAACUACACCUUCACGGUAGAGGCCCAGAAUGGAGUGUCCUCCUUCAGCCCACGGCGCAGCUAUGGCGUCACCAGCAUCAGCGUCAACCAGACUGGUAAGGGGACCCAGCGUCGCAGACGAGUGAAAACGAUGCAGAUGUGCACUUUAUGGUAUGAGGUGCCAUUGGCCCGCAUAUGUAUCGUCCUGAGAGCUGUUGCCUUCCGGCGCUGCUUUCCGGAAGCAUAGGGCGAGUGCUGUUGGGGCAAAAUGUGGUCUGAUCCAAGAUGGCCGCUCUUGCAAUUGAUGCCACUGCGCAAGGGGGAUUCCCUGGUUCUUGGUUGGAGGAUGGAUGGCGGCUAACAGAUUGAGUUUGAAUCCUGACAAGACAGAAGUACUGUUUUUGGGGGAUGGAGGUGGGCAGGUGUGGAGGACUCCUUGGUCCUGAAUGGGGUAACUGUGCCCCUGAAGGACCAGGUGCGCAGCCUGGGAGUCAUUCUGGACUCACAGCUGUCCAUGGAAGCGCAGGUCAAUUCUGUGUCCAGGGCAGCUGUUUAUCAGCUCCAUCUGGUACGCAGGCUGAGACCCUACCUGCCCACAGACUGUCUCGCCAGAGUGGUGCAUGCUCUAGUUAUCUCCCGCUUAGACUACUGCAAUGCGCUCUAUGUGGGGCUACCUUUGAAGGUGAUCCGGAAACUACAACUACUCCAGAAUGCGGCAGCUAGACUGGUGACUGGGAGCGGCCACGGAGACCAUAUAACACCAGUCUUGAAAGACCUACACUGGCUCCCAGUAUGUUUCCGAGCACAAUUCAAAGUGUUGGUGCUGACCUUUAAAGCCCUAAACGGCCUCUGUCCAGUAUACCUGAAGGAGCGUCUCCACCUCCAUCAUUUUGCCUGGACACUGAGGUCCAGCUCUGAGGGCCUUCUGGCGGUUCCCUUGAUGCGAGAAGCCAAGUUACAGGGAACCAGGUAGAGGGCCUUCUUGGUAGUGGCACCCGCCCUGUGGAAGGCCCUCCCACCAGAUGUCAAAGAGAACAACAGCGACCAAACUUUUAGAAGACAUCUAAAGGCAGCCCUGUUUAGGGAAGCUUUUAAUGUUUAAUAGCUUACUGUAUUUUAGUGUUUGUUGGAAGCCGCCCAGAGUGGCUGGGGAAACCCAGCCAGAUGGGUGGGGUAUAAAUAAUAAAUUAUUAUUAUUAUUAUUAUUAUUAUUAUUAUUAUUAAUUUUAUUAUUAUUGAACAUGUUGGCAUUUUUUUCAUGCCGCAGCCACAGCAAACAAACUUCUUGGCUGCUAAGGAUGGGACUAGGGAUUGCCUGGAAGAGCUGAGCCCGGGUGUUUUGUGUUAGGUUUCCCAACCACCACUGCCUUUUAAAGCUUUGUUUUACCAAAAAAAAAACCACACACCUCCUUACAGGAUCCUGCAGAGCCCAAUGCACCAUCCAAAUUUGCCCAGAGGCUCUUCGGAUAGCUGGAAGGGACAGAGGAGGAGACAGCUGUGUGUGUUUUAGAUAAAGGUAGCAGUGUUCAGUUGUUGAGCAAGUUUAGUUUUAGUUUUCAUAUGCGCAUAAAGCAGCCAAGAGGUUGCAAGCAGUGCAGAGGGCCCAGUGUAUAGAGUGUACUGCAUCCAGAAAAUAGUUUUAGCUCAGAGCUUAAGCCCUGUUAGAAAAAGCUAAACAAACACACACACACACACCUGUCUAAAUUUGAAACUAUCUGUAUAGAUUAGCAUAUGCUAAUCUCAUGCUAAUUUGUGUCAUUUGCCUUAAGCACUUGGCCACACCCUUGUUAUGAAGGCAGCUGUGCAAAGUGAGGUCUUGUGAUUUGUCUGUUGGACUUUAUUUUGGACCUGGGUACUCAUCAGUUCUGCGAAUGUAAUUUGAACAACCUCUGGAAGUCAUAAGAUGCCUCAUUACAGAUGAGGCUUUAAGAGUUUUCAAAUUCUAUAUGGCUCUGGGGCUACUGGCUGGCUGGUGACUGGGCAAAUGGUUUUGUCUGGGGAGGGUGCAAUCCACUGCAGCAUGCCAGACUCACUCUCCUCCUCCUUCUCCAUGCUCAGAACCUCCCCGAGUGACCUCAGUGACCAUGGAUGGCCGCACCACAACCAGCCUAAGUCUAUCCUGGACUGUCCCACCUCGGCAGCAAAGCCAUGUCUGGAAGUACCAGGUCACUUACAAGAAGAAGGUAUCUGUCUCUCCUUGGUACUUCUCUGCUCUUAACCUUGAGCAGCGCUCCCCCUCCCCCAAUUCCCCAGCCCAUUUCAUGGGGAGAAACUGAGGCAUGCAAGUUUUUGUGUGUUCCUUUCCUUGCAGAAGGAUGAGAACAGCUACUCUGUACUGCGCUGCGAAGGGAGCUCUGUGACCCUCCCGAAGCUCACCCCUGGGACCAAGUACUUAGUGAGCGUCCAAGCGCUGACCCAGGAGGGUCAGGGAACCAACAGCAUGGAGCACGAGUUCGAGACGCUUGAUGAACGUGAGUUUUGGGGAGGCAAAGCUUCUCUAGUUAAUGCCGAAGCAGGGAAAGUAAAUUGGGGGGGGGGGGCAGGACUGGAGCAAAGUCACCAGAAGAGAACACACACACACACACACACAGAGGCAAUCUGUUUUCGGAUAGCAAUGUUUUCCUAACCACCACCUUUUUCUUCUUCACCCCACAGGCUCUGACGGCACAAACACCGCGGCAGUUAUUGGGGGUUCUAUUGCUGGCUUUGUUGUCACGGUCGUGGUGGUGGCGCUGAUUGUCCUGCUCAUUCGCCGAAGGCAUGUGCUUUAUUAUUAUUAUUAUUAUUAUUAUUAUUAUUCUGUUUGUUUAAGGCAGCGGGGCAACAAUGGCAUUUAGGAGAACUGGAUGCCGGCUGUUCCUUUGUUUCCCACAGCGCGCAAACAGGCAACUUACGGCAACCUGUUACCUCCAGUCUAGCAGGCUUUGCAGGGUUGGUUUUGUUGUUGUUUUUAAAAUGAUACCGUAAUCUAUUUUUCCAGAGGCAAAAAGUGGAAUGGGUGUACACUUCUACCAAGUGCCUUCAGUUUUCAGAGAAACGGUUUGCAGCAAGUGAGCAUUUUUGCCAGAUGGCAAACUGUCUGGCCUUUUCCUUUUUGGGGGGUCUCCUUUUUCAGAAGCAGUUUAAAAAAGCUGGAGCAGGGGGUUCCAAUGGCUCUUCCAUUAGUACAUGCAAAUACAGCACUCCAUGUCUAGCAACAUCAGCAUCCAUCUGAUGUCACAGUCAACCCAGGCUGAACAUGCUAGGCUUUGGAGAUUCCCCUCCUGGUUUAUUCCUUUUUGUGUUUUUAAACUCUUUAAGAUAAACCAUCAAAAGUGAAAGAGGGAGGGAAACAUGCUGCUGAGUCAUGGUGUUCUUACACCAGCCCCAUGUGCUCUCUCCUCUGGGAUUUGUAUUUUUAAGCCAUGAAUUUGCACUUUUGCAUUUGUAGGCCUGCUUGCACGUCCAUUACAUUGGUGCAACGUGCCAAAAUUUGGGAGGGCAGAACCUUAGGGGGUGAGGCUUGAUCAAAGAACCUGACUUGAGAAAGCAUAUUUCCCAGAAAUCAUUGGAAAGGACUGGCAAAGGUGCAUUGGUGUCUUGACACAAAAAUACUUUUAAUAAAUUAAAAGGCCUUUGAGAAGGAAUGGGGCAGAGGUUACAGAGUUUGAUGCAAGGAGGUUUGUGUCUAGUGCAGUGUUUCCCAACCUUGGGCCUCCAGCUGUUUUCGAACUACAAUUCCCAUCAUCCCUGACCACUGGUCUUGCUAGCUGAGGAUUAUGGGAGUUGUAGUCCAAAAACAGCUGGAGGCCCAAGGUUGGGAAAUGCUGGUCUAGUGGAUAAGGUAUUCUGUGGGAGAAGGUGCAGAUAGGAUUGCCUCACAGGAUCACUCAAGAAAACCCUUAUUGUUGUCGUUUAGGAAAAAGAACUCAAGGGCCCGACAGACACCAGAGGACGUUUACUUCUCCAAGUCUGGUGAGUAAUGGUCACUGGCCACAUCAGUGCAUGAGGUGGGAUUUGCUGGAUCUGAAACAUCAGACAGAACAGAAAAGGGCAAAAAAAUUGCAAGCUGUUUAGACCUCGAGAGUGAGCAUUUAUUGUUAAAGGGGUGCAUUUACUGUGUCUGAACCCACAUGCAUGUCCAGCACUCACAUGUAUUCGCACACACACAAACCAACAAGAGGUUUGGGGUCUUUUGCUAGAGUUAUAGCAUGCGUACAUUUAGGAAUACAUGUUUGCCUCUAUUCCUGCCUAAAUAAAACUCCUGGCACCCGAUACUGAAUUUUAUUCUUGGCUGGCAAUCCUAAAAGACCUCUUAAAUGCCAGACAGGCAACCCAGUAAUUUUUAGAUGCAAAUAAAUGAUUUUUACAUUAAGAUUCUUGAGAAGCACAUCAGCAAACGCGGCUUACUUUAUUACACACAGUGUAAUAAAGUUUUUCUGUUUUAGGCAGAAAAAUUUAAAUAUUUAAGUAGGGAGCAAAUCCUACCAUACACCUUAAUCUAAAGAGUGGAAGAAUCCCUGCCUAUUUGCAAAAGUGGGCUCAAACUGAUAGUAAGUUAAGAAAUGGAGGGAGGGGGAAGAAGACUAUUGGUGGGGGGGUUUGAGAUGAGUAGCUAGUUUCAUUGUGCUUUUGAAUUUAACCCAGAAUUUCCUGUCUGCUUCUCACCUCGCCCAUCUUGCAAAUUAAGUGUUCGGCUGAAAAUCAUCCUAGCAGGCUGUGACUGAACUGGCCGUCUUUUGUCCGCUCUCUGCUCCAUUGCCGGAUCAUAGACUAACUUGGCAGUGGGCAGUGCUUGAAAAGCAGAGAGCUUAGGCAUGGAACUGCUUUGUAACAGCCUCUGCCAAGAGCUCCCCUUAACUGUGUUGUUCCUCUUCGUCCCACAGACCAGCUCAAGCCCCUGAAGACGUAUGUGGAUCCCCACACCUAUGAAGACCCCAAUCAGGCAGUCCUGAAGUUCACGACUGAGAUUCAUCCUUCAUGCAUCUCCCGGCAGAAAGUCAUAGGGGCAGGUAGGGUGCCUUCCAUCCACCUUGCACAAUGCAGUUGGCUGAUGGAGGUGGAGAGCAUGUCUCUUCUCCCAUGUAGUCAAAGCUAGUUUCAGAAGGAGCUUUCGGAAAGGAAAAUAGUAAUGCUGACUUUAUUUGAAAAUAGUAUUAAACACUUCUACUUUUUUCUUUUUUGCCAGGUGAGUUUGGGGAAGUCUACAAGGGAACGCUGAAGAACAGCAAGAAGGAGAUCCCAGUGGCCAUUAAGACGUUGAAAUCUGGCUACACAGAGAAGCAACGCAUCGACUUCCUGAGCGAGGCUAGCAUCAUGGGCCAGUUUAACCACCACAACAUCAUCCGCCUAGAGGGAGUUGUCUCCAAAUGUAAGAACCCCUAGAUAGGAUUUAAGGACCUUGGUGGCUGUUACUGGUUUCCUGUUCCAAGCUACCUCUUUCUGCUGGGCCAGUUCCAAGAUACCAAACUCCUGGGCAACUGCAUCAGAGUUUGGAAUCUACUUGGAUCUCAUAGGCCAAUCCUCUCUCUGUUUCUCUUUCCAGAUAAGCCGUUCAUGAUCAUCACAGAAUACAUGGAGAAUGGUGCCCUUGAUAAAUUCCUGCGGGUAAGUAGUAUUCUGUUCAUCGCUGGCCUCCUUCUCAUGUAUACUGUGAGUAAGAAGAGCCUGUUGGAUCAGGCCAGUGGUCCAUCUAGUCAUCAUCCUGUUUGCAAUGUGGCCAGCCAUAUUAUGGCCAUCAUUGGAAGCACUAAAGCAGAGCCUGAGAGCAAUAGUGCUCGCCCCUCCUGCAGUUUCUGACGCUCUGAAGCAUGCUGCCUCCAACAUAAUGGGUUUUUAUGGACUGAAAGAGCCUUUAUUCUUAAAGGCAACAUGUACAUAUUUUAAGUCAAUAGGAAUAAAGCUUUUGUUUAAGAAGCUAGCAUUUAGCUUGCAUUGUUGUUGUUGUUUAGUCGUGUCCAACUCUUCAUGACCCCAUGGACCAGAGCACGCCAGGCACUCCUGUCUUCCACUGCCUCCUGCAGUUUGGUCAAACUCAUGCUGGUAGCUUCGAGAACACUGUCCAGCCAUCUCGUCCUCUGUCGUCCCCUUCUCCUUGUGCCCUCCAUCUUUCCCAACAUCAGGGUCUUUUCCAGGAGUCUUCUCUUCUCAUGAGGUGGCCAAAGUAUUGGAGCCUCAGCUUCAGGAUCUGUCCUUCCAGUGAGCACUCAGGGCUGAUUUCCUUCAGAAUGGAUCGGUUUGAUCUUCUUGCAGUCCAUGGGACUCUCAAGAGUCUCCUCCAGCACCAUAUUUCAAAAGCAUCAAUUCUUUGGCGAUCAGCCUUCUUUAUGGUCCAGCUCUCACUUCCAUACAUCACUACUGGGAAAACCAUGGCUUUAACUAUAUGGACCUUUGUUGGCAAGGUGAUGUCUCUGCUUUUUAAGAUGCUGUCUAGGUUUGUCAUUGCUUUUCUCCCAAGAAGCAGGCGUCUUAGCUUGCAUAGUAGGUCCUAAAUCCUUCCCUUUUUGUCUCAACAGGAAAAAGAUGGGGAAUUCUGUGUUAUUCAGCUGGUGGGCAUGUUGAGGGGUAUUGCCUCUGGUAUGAAGUACUUGGCCAGCAUGAAUUAUGUCCACCGGGAUUUGGCUGCCCGCAACAUUCUUGUCGACAGCCAGCUCGUCUGCAAAGUCUCUGACUUUGGUCUCUCCCGCGUCCUGGAGGAUGACCCUGACGCCACCUACACUACAAGUGUGAGUGAUAAUGGCUGCUGUCCCGUCAUGUUAAGUUAUGGUUCUGUCCCACCAUGGCCAAGGAAGCUGCAACGGGUGGGAAAGGGGGGAUGCAUCUUCGCCAGCAAUAUGAGAGCCAGGGCUGGCAUCUGGAGGAGCUGCCCAUGGUAUAGGAGGAAGAAAUAGAGAAGCCAGAAAGGGGGUCCAAAUGGGAGGAAGGAACUUCUAACUUGCUGGCAGCGGAUGAUCAAUGGAAUGCGUGUGACCAGUAGCAGGAAGUCUGCUUUACCGCUCAGUAUAAUAGGGAGCCAGUGGGAAUUAAUCCAGGAUCUAGGAACACCUGAAGAAAGAAGAGGAAGGAAGGAAGGAAUGCUUGUUUCCCAUAACUCUUAAGAUGGCUUCCGGCUAAGGUCUCUGCCCUUGUUCCGGAAGGAUUUGACUUCUAGUCAUCAACAUCUGCCACUUGGCUAAAACAUGAGACCUUCUUUUCUAUCAGGAACUUCAGAAAUUGCCUGAACGGAGGAAAGCACAUAUUUAGAGAGCCUGGGAAUUUGAAAAUGUUUUCUCCCCCAAAUCAGUGAGUGCCUUGGGAGUCAGAGGUUCUGAGGGUUUUGGUGUGCUUGUCUCUUGCAGGGUGGGAAAAUCCCGAUCCGGUGGACGGCACCGGAGGCUAUCUCUCAUCGCAAGUUCACCUCGGCUAGUGAUGUCUGGAGCUACGGAAUAGUGAUGUGGGAGGUGAUGUCCUAUGGUGAACGGCCUUACUGGGAGCUCUCUAACCACGAGGUAAGCGACUGGAUGUCUUUGUGUGGGUGUGAACUAUGGGGCAAGUGAUGCCCCUGCUGGUGACCAGAUUGCUGUUGGAUCCCUUGUGUUUGGAGUUUUCUGGCUAAUGGAGAAGAAAGCUAAUUCUAGGAGAUACAGUCGAAAUAUAUAUAAAAAUUAAAAAAUUGUCCAGUAGCACCUUGGAGACCAACUUAAGUUUGUUCUUGGUAUAAGUUUUCGUGUGCAUGCACACUUCUUCAGAUACACUGAAACAGAAGUCACCAGGCCCUUAUAUAUAGUGGGAGGGUGGGGUUUUUUGUUGACUACUGUUAACGACUACAAUUAGUCCCACAGGAAAAAGCAAGGGAUAGUAUGCAGGUGAUUAGCAUAUGUAAUGAGACAGGAAUCCAAUAUCUCUAUUAAGACCAGGUCUCUCCAUAGUUUUCAGUUUAGUGAUAAGUUGUAAUUCAGCAACUUCUCUUUCAAGUCUGUUUCUGAAAUUCUUUUUUAAUAAGGCAGCUGCUUUGAGAUCCUGUAUUGAAUGUCCUGGGAGAUUGAAGAGUUCUCCUACUGGCUUCUCUGUCUUGUGAUUCCUGAUGUCAGAUUUAUGUCCAUUUAUCCUUUGGCGUAGGGUUUGGCCUGUUUGUCCAAUAUAGAGAGCCGAAGGUCACUGCUGGCAUUUGAUGGUAUACACAAUGUUAGAAGAUGAGUAAUUAAAUAGGCCUGAGAUGCUAUGUUUGAUGUUGUUGGGUCCAGUUGUGGUGUUGUCUGGGUGUAUGUGGCAGCAAAGUUGGCAUCUGGGUUUAUUGCAGGCUCUGGUACCAGUGUCCAGUUGGUCUCUAAGGUGCUACUGGACAAUAUUUUUAUUUUUUUAUAUAUUUUGACUGCAUCAGACCAACAUGGCUACCUACCUGAAUCUAGGAGAUACAGUCCCAGUUCCAGAAUGCAAAUGGAGUUUUGUCUUGAGGUCCAUUUUUUUAAGGAAGCAAUGUUAUGAGGCACACGCCUCCCCCAUCCCACCCUAGCUGUGCGUGGAAAUGUCUUUGUCCCCAGCAUGGGCUCAGUCUUAUGAUGUAAAUUGCAUCAUAAGUUUUGCCCAGUCACCUGUGAAUCUAUCCAUCCGUUCUGACUGAAGUUACAUAAAAAGCUGCUUAUUGCUUGGGUUCCUCAAAGUUUAUGUCUGCAAGGCUAGGGGUGGACUUGCAAUCAUGCCUGCCUUGGAUGCUGGUUUUUAUGCUAGGAUGGUAAGACAAAGGGGAUGGUCUUUCUAAGCUGAAUCCCCUUCAUUGUUGUUCACUUUGCCUUCCCAAACAGGUGAUGAAAGCAAUUAAUGAAGGCUUUCGGCUCCCAGCACCCAUGGACUGUCCUUCUGCCAUCUACCAGCUGAUGAUGAGGUGCUGGCAACAGGAGAGGAGCCACAGACCCAAAUUCAAUGAUAUCGUUAGCAUCUUGGACAAGCUCAUCCGUGCUCCUGAGUCACUCAAGACUUUGGCUGAGUUUGACCCUCGGUAUGUGCCUCUUUUCUGGGCCUCCUGCUCUCAGAAUCCCUAGAUACGGUUUGGGAACUGUUGUCUCCGAACAUCCCCUUCCCAUCUCCAGUCCUCUGAGACGGAAGCAUGUAAGAACAGUGCCAGGAAGGGGAAAAAAAUUCCCAGCCCAUAAGCCUCCCAAGAAUUCUCCCCAUCCACUUGGGCUACCUUAGACAAGACCGAACUUUAAAGAGCCGGGGUCCCCUUUUUUUUGUCUUUGAAGGAUCUCCAUUCGCCUACCCAGCACCAGUGGCUCAGAAGGGAUCCCUUUCCGAACUGUGGCCGAAUGGCUGGAAUCCAUCAAAAUGCACCAAUAUACAGAGCACUUCGUGGCCGCUGGGUACAAUGUCAUUGAGAAGGUGGUUCAGAUGACCAAUGAGUGAGUGUGGCAACUUCCACUCUUCCUCCAUUUUUUCACCCCCAUGCCUGCUGAGAAUGCUUCUCCUGUUGUUGUUUUUUCCUCAUGGUCUUUCUUCUGAAGCCUUUGUUCCCCUCCUGAGAGAGGAGGUAGCUGGAGUUCAGGGUCCUCCGUGAAAAGCCAACUCAGCUGGCUGUGAACAUCAUGGUCCAUUUGACCCCUUCCCAGUUCACAGCGGAGAAUGAGGCUGUUUUCUGCUUUGAUUUCCAGAGAGGAGAGAUCUCCCUCCUUUUGUCACAUGACUUCACUGUUAGAAUCCCGUAGGAUUCGUAAAUUCACCUUUCCACUGUGUCGGGGCGGGGGCUUACACAUCUUGUUAUUGCUGCCUCUUGUUGUUCUCCCCUCUCUCUUGGGAGAGGCUGAUUCAACCGGCACCCUAUAAUUAAGCCACUUUAUGAGGCCAGGAAAACGAGGAGUGGCUCGUUAAAAGCAGACGGGUGCCCAGCCUCCUUGGAUCAUGGCAAGGGGAGUCCACACCUUCUCAGCACGGGGAUUGCCGGGAACCUUUGUGUGAUAUUGAAGCUGUGGCUUCAAUAUCAACCUCGGUUUCUUUUUUAAUGAUACCUCUGCAAGAAAGAUGGAGAUACUGAGUGUCUCAAGUUAUGCUGGUGGGAGUUAAAGGAAUACACUCCGGAUUUCACAAUAUUUCCCACUAACCUGGUCACAUCUGUUUUCUUCCCGUUCCCAGGGAUAUCAAGAGAAUUGGGGUACGUCUGCCAGGACACCAAAAGCGCAUUGCCUACAGCCUCAUGGGGCUGAAGGAGCAGGUCAGCACCAUUGGCAUUCCAAUCUAAGAGGGACGGAUCUUGCUCUCUAUUGGUAGCUUCCUUGCCUAACUUCAGCUACCCAGUGGCCGGGCCAAGAACCAAUGGGCCGUUGUACUUCCUGAUACAUACUUGAAGUGGAGAAUUCAGGAGACCUCUCUCACCAAGGAUGCCGGCUGCCAAAGAAGGAGUUGGGUGCCUGCUUUUCCACUGUGCUUCCUCAGCAUAGCUCUGCGUUUUAUUGCAUGGCCUCGUGACUGCUCUUGUCUGCUGGAAAUAGUAACGCUGCGGUGCUGGAAGUUUUCAGACGAGGCAUUGGGCUGUGUGUCGCCAGGCAGAUCUGCCAAAAGCCACAUUUCAUUCCUCUCCUGGCUUGGACAGAUCCUGGGACUACUGGAUGCCUGGUUCCAUCCUUCCUGCCAUCUGGCUCCCUUCCGUUUGCAGCCCUGCAACACAGAAGACCAAAGCAUCCCUAGGGCUGUCCAUCCCAUUGCCAGCUCUGCCAUCUUGUCUCCGAGAAACCUGCAGGCCCAAUGCCGUAUUUAUUUAUCUGUUUGGAAGCCAAACCUCAACUGGUUAAGACUCUGUGGAUUUUGGGAGGUGGGAGAAUUUUCUCAUGCCACAGCAACAUUGUUGAACGUUUUUGGACGCUGAACAGUUGCUCUGUUCAGUCACAGAUGGGCUGUUCCUUUGUUCUUCCUUUUUAAGAAGCCAAACGUGGUUGGAUCAAGAGUAAUGCUUGUGCAGAGUCCCCUCUGGCAUUUGUGAGUUUCAGCUUUGAAGUGGUUGUGCCAAGGAUGACCGAAAAUGACUCUCCACAGAGUCAUCUCAGUGUUUCCUGCUCUCUAUUUAUUCAUCUUUUCCAACUGCUGCCCCUUCUCCCCGUUCCUAUAAUGCACUCUUGACUUAUUGACAAUUGUUAUCCUUCCAUAUUACUUCAAUUUUUAAUUUAUUUUUUUAUAUUUAUUGAUUUUUUUAAAAAAAGCAAGACUUUGCUGUUAAGGGUAAUCAUGCACAACUUGAACAAAAAUGUUUACCUUGUGUGCAGGAAUAUUUCUAGCUUUAAUAAAAUGUUUUUAUUCUUGUUUUGUUGUGUAAACUGCACUGUAUGGAAUGAAAUGUGAGCACAUAACUACCUUGAAGGAGCUGGCUGUUGGCCACCGUUACUAACAGGCUUCCCAAAGGCAUCUAGUUGG
This is a messenger RNA of Podarcis lilfordi (Lilford's wall lizard), 36583 nucleotides long. The record is from the annotation of a GenBank genome assembly. NCBI's taxonomy places the organism in Eukaryota, Metazoa, Chordata, Lepidosauria, Squamata, Lacertidae.